This is a messenger RNA of Cyphellophora attinorum, 396 nucleotides long. RefSeq lists its product as uncharacterized. NCBI's taxonomy places the organism in Eukaryota, Fungi, Ascomycota, Eurotiomycetes, Chaetothyriales, Cyphellophoraceae. Bases 1 to 396 code for a protein of 131 amino acids. The record is from RefSeq and is a predicted model, not a curated record. Gene Ontology annotation, molecular function: racemase and epimerase activity, acting on carbohydrates and derivatives. The transcript is spliced from 2 exons.
AUGUCCAACAGCGAUCCGUCAUCAGCCAGCGCGCCGCGCCGCAUAGGUCAAACGAUCUACCUCAAACCGUCGCGCCUCGAGGAAUACAAAAAGCUCCAUGCCGCGGCGUGGCCUGAAGUCCUCGAACAGAUCAAGGACAGCAAUAUUUCUGAUUAUUCAAUCCACCUAAUACCGCCCUCCUCACCCUCAAUACUAUACACCCUCUUCGCGACCUUCAAAUACACCGGCACGGACUUCGACGGAGACAUGGCGCGAAUGGCGGCGAACCCGAAGGUGCAGAAGUGGUGGCGGUUGACUGAUUCGAUGCAGGAGACAAGGGUCGAGGGGAGUCGGGGGAGCACGGAUGUUGAGAAGGGAUGGUGGUUGGGUUGUGAGGAGGUGUUUUACCUUGCGUGA